This is a messenger RNA of Danio aesculapii, 2186 nucleotides long. RefSeq names its product teleost multiple tissue opsin 2a (gene tmtops2a). Gene Ontology annotation, cellular component: photoreceptor outer segment; membrane. Gene Ontology annotation, biological process: visual perception; G protein-coupled receptor signaling pathway. The transcript is spliced from 4 exons. NCBI's taxonomy places the organism in Eukaryota, Metazoa, Chordata, Actinopteri, Cypriniformes, Danionidae. Gene Ontology annotation, molecular function: G protein-coupled receptor activity. The record is from RefSeq and is a predicted model, not a curated record. Bases 522 to 1634 code for a protein of 370 amino acids.
UAGAGAUGCGCGAGCUUUGCAGCGGGGAAAAAAACUUGAUUUCGUUCUCAUAGGCUUCUUAAUAACCUUUUUAUGUGCACACCUGUCAUUUAGUCUAUACAGCAGCAUGUCAAGGUAAUUGUUUUCAGUUUGUUUUACUUCUGUCAGCGUACAUUCUGACUGUAUGAAGAAGGCUAGCUCACUUGUAUUGUUGUUUGAUAUUCUGGAAAGCUGUUUGCUGUUUACCUUUACGCAUUGCACCGGCGUCCUCUCAAAUGAGCACAACAAGCUUAACCUGCUUGAAAUGGACUAAGGGCUUUAUAUUUGGGCUGCAAAGCCCCUGCGCAUAUUCUUGCGCUGUGAAGACGCUUGUGAAGAUUUGACGACGGAAUUAUGAAGCAUGAAUUGAGACUCUUAAGAGAACUUGAUCAACUCUUCACAUAACAUGGUCCACUCUCGGUUGUGGAGUAGCUUCGAAAGAAUUUCAUCUAUGGAUCAAGGACGCAGUAAACGUAAUAUCAGUUGAACACUGUGCGGCAAAGAUGUUUCCUGAAGAAACUAAUAUGAGUUACAUUUCGAAUGGCACGGAUGAUUACUUGCUGUCUGCACUUGAAGACUGGAGCGACACUCCUGCAGAGAAACUGUCACGGACGGGACACAAUGUAGUCGCCGUUAUUUUGGGAUCUAUUCUGAUAUUCGGGACCCUGAAUAAUCUUGUAGUCCUCGUUCUGUUUUGUAAAUUCAAGACACUGCGGACCCCCGUGAACAUGCUUCUGCUGAACAUCAGUGUGAGUGACAUGCUCGUGUGUCUAUUCGGCACCACGCUCAGCUUCGCGGCCAGUAUCCGCGGCCGGUGGCUGGUGGGGAGACACGGCUGCAUGUGGUACGGCUUCGUCAACUCAUGCUUUGGGAUUGUAUCGUUGAUCUCUCUGGCAAUCCUUUCAUAUGAUCGUUACAGUACUUUAACUGUUUACAACAAGAGGGCUCCGGACUACAGUAAACCCUUAAUGGCAGUCGGGGGCUCUUGGCUCUACUCACUGUUCUGGACGGUUCCCCCUCUGCUGGGAUGGAGCAGCUAUGGGCUGGAAGGGGCAGGAACCAGUUGUUCGGUGACAUGGACCGCCAACACCACCCAGUCGCAUUCCUACAUCAUCUGCCUGUUUAUUUUCUGCUUAGGAAUCCCUGUGCUGGUCAUGGUAUACUGUUACAGUCGACUCAUCUGUGCUGUCAAACAGGUAGGGCGUAUCAGGAAAACAGCAGCACGGCGGAGAGAGUACCACAUUUUAUUUAUGGUCAUCACUACAGUGGUGUGCUACCUUUUGUGCUGGAUGCCUUAUGGAGUUGUUGCAAUGAUGGCCACAUUCGGACGUCCGGGGAUGAUCACACCCAUUGCGAGCGUGGUGCCAUCCCUCCUUGCCAAAAGCAGCACCGUUAUCAAUCCUCUCAUUUACAUUCUCAUGAACAAACAGUUUUACAGGUGUUUCCUCAUCUUGAUUCACUGCAAACACAGCUCUCUAGAGAACGGACAGUCAUCAAUGCCUUCAAGAACUACUGGCAUCCAGCUCAAUCGAAGGCCUUACAGCAACCCAGUGGCUGACAACGCACCCCCUUCCAUCGGUCUCCAAAAUGAUUGCAGCACCCCUGUCUCUGGCUAAACCAGUCCACAAAGCUUCGCCUUUCCCAAAUGAUGACCCGACAGAAGUCAUCUGUUUAGUGUUGUGGAGUGCCUACCAAUUAAAAGCUGAAAAUCAGAACUGUAGCAAAGUGAUCUCUAUCUCAUCUAUGUGAAGACAAACUGUUCUCAGACCUGAAAUGCAACAUCUCCAUCUGUAUUUGUAUGUGACAUGUCAAGAUAAAUGUUAGUGGUCAAGAAAGGUGCAUACAGCCACUAGUGAAUUGUUGUUAAAAUGGAUGUUCAGGUCACGUGUUUCUCCAUUGCUUAUGAAUGUGCUUGCACUCAUGUUGUAUGUAAGUUCCCAAUCCUUUUAAGGUCAGGUCUGGAUAAAAUGUUAAACUAAGCGUUGAAUUUGAAAGAAAGCGCUCUGGAAAAAAAUCCUUUACCCAUGACUGCUUUGUAUUCUUUCUGGACAGCCUUCCUAAUCUCGCCAUUAACUGAUGGAGAUCAAGCAUGGCGACAGGGGAACCAUUAGUCACAGCAGUGCUUCAGACAGCAUCUCCAAACUUGGUAACUAUAUUAAAAGAAUAAU